UUCAAUGAAGACAUUGAACAGUUAUUUUAAAUACAUGCAAAUCAAAUAGUUUACUGUCACUGGGUUAAGGGCAGUUAUUUUUAUCGGCGAGGGUUAAAAUUAAUGUAAUCUUCGUGGUUUGUUUUUUUUUUUUGGUCAAAUUAAAAUGUCGGGGGCCAAAUCGAAAUUAAAAUGGGUACCUGUCAAACCAAUUCGAAGAUCGGACAACAUUAUUUCAUCAGAAGCACGAGCGUCUGGCUAUACUGGCUUUCAAACGUCUUAUGAUAAGGAACCAGUGCACUUUCCAUUCUUAAUGUCAAACGAAUAUAUGCGAAAAUGGUUUAAUGAAAGAGACGUUUACGCGAAUGAUAGAUACGCUUCGAUUUUAACUGAGAAAGAAACUGCCAUGUUAAAGAGACGAUAUGUAUUACGGGAUAUGACAAAAGUGAAUUUCAAUAGAAUGAGAGAUUUUCCGUCGAAACAGAAAAACAGGUUUUCAUUAUCCAAGAAAAGUAACUCAAAUACAGCGACAAAACAAGAGCUCAAUCACACUUCUGAUUGAUCAAGAGAAAUAAACUUCAUCUACCUCAAUAUCAGAUAUUGAACAAUUGUUUUAUUUGUUAUGAGAAUGUUUCAGGAAUAUUGUUAGAUCAUAAAACCAAUAAGUAUUAUUUCUUUACUUUCCCACCAGUAACGUCACUUAUCCUUUACUGGUAACAAAAAAUUCAGUGUAUAAUUUCCAGCAUACGUUAUACAUCCCGGUCCCACCUGUUUAUUACCCAACUCCAGAAUAUUAUUACUCUAUUUACGCACUCCUGCAAGAAUAUUAAGAAAUAAUUUACCUUGU
This is a messenger RNA of Agrilus planipennis (emerald ash borer), 826 nucleotides long. RefSeq lists its product as uncharacterized. The transcript is spliced from 3 exons. Bases 146 to 541 code for a protein of 131 amino acids. NCBI's taxonomy places the organism in Eukaryota, Metazoa, Arthropoda, Insecta, Coleoptera, Buprestidae. The record is from RefSeq and is a predicted model, not a curated record.